Dromiciops gliroides (monito del monte) is the source of this 11459-nucleotide messenger RNA. RefSeq names its product zinc finger CCCH-type containing 6 (gene ZC3H6). The transcript is spliced from 12 exons. Gene Ontology annotation, biological process: negative regulation of DNA-templated transcription. The record is from RefSeq and is a predicted model, not a curated record. Gene Ontology annotation, molecular function: metal ion binding; RNA binding. Gene Ontology annotation, cellular component: nucleus. NCBI's taxonomy places the organism in Eukaryota, Metazoa, Chordata, Mammalia, Microbiotheria, Microbiotheriidae. Bases 524 to 4138 code for a protein of 1204 amino acids.
UUGUCGAGCUGCCUAUCUCGGGCGCCGCCAUGUUGGUGAGAAGAAAUCACCGCCACGGCCACUAUCCAAAUCCCCGUGUUCCUCCACGCCACCCGCUCGCUCCCAAGCCUCGGCCAGCAGCGGCGGAUAGAGACUAAAGCAGCAGCGCCAGCAGCGCCCGGCAGCGAGGGGGGCCAUUGCCCUGUGUUUGCAGUUAGAGCCCCAUCUUUCUGCUGUGAUUGUUAAUAGACUGGAAAAGUCUCUGUGUCUCUCUGUGUCGCUCACUAAGUAACCGUGAGUUUUUACCAAUUCAUCAUCUCUCACCACCGAGUCCCAGCGGCGGCCGAGAGCAGGUGGUGAUCACCGAGUCCAAGUGUGUGUGUGUCUCUCUGUCAGGCAGCAGCAGCAGCAGCAGGGCGUGUGCGCGCUAGGGGCUCUGGUCGGUGGCCACAGGGCAGGUUCCUCCUCGCCACCUCCUGCUGCUCAUCCCUCCACCACCACCUCCACCAUCACCACCUCCUCCACCACCUCCUCCACCAGCCUCAUGGCCUUUGAGAGCCUUUUCUCCAAACCCCCCAACCCCGUUCUUGACAAAAACAUGACAGACUCUGAACAUGCAGGGGACGAAAGAGAAGAUGGUGAAUUAGAAGAUGGUGAAAUAGAUGAUGCUGGAUUUGAGGAAACACAAGAGCAACCAGAAACAAAAGGAAAUGACAAACAGAAAAGUGAGAGAGCCCACAGAAAAUCAAGAAAAAAACGCAAGAAAGAAAAAGAAAAGAAAAAAUCAAAAAGGAGAAGACGUGAGAAACACAAGCAUAAUUCUCCCUCUAGUGAUGAUAGUUCGGACUACAGCCUUGAUUCAGAUGUUGAACAUUCAGAAAGGUCUCAUAAAAAAGAAUCUGGUUCCUACAGGGAUUAUGACUCAUCAUUUCUUCAGCAUGGACAUUUAUCAGGAAACUACAGGAUAUUACAGAAAGGUCAGCAUAAUAAAAAAUCAAAAAUUAAAGAUUAUGAUGAGUAUAGUAACUACAGCGAUGACAACUUUGAUAACUACAAUCAGGAAACAGAAGAAGAUUUUGCUGACCAGCUUAAACAAUACAGACAAGCUAAAGAUACCUCAAACCCUGCUUUAGGAUCACCAUUUCAUAAAGAAUCAGGGAAAAAACAGGCAAUGAAAGGAGUUCAGCCAGUUGAGCAAAGGAGUAAAAGUUUCAGUGUUUGUCGUGGACGUGGUAUGCCGAAGAAACUAAAGCGCAAAGAGCGUGGCAGAGGAAGAGGCAGUAAAGGACCUAAUGUUUUUUCUGGAACAGAUGGCUUUCAAGAGGAUGGUAAACCUGUGAAAAAAUGGGUGAAUAUGAGUCAAGAGUUUAUAAACCAGCAUACAGUGGAACACAAAGGAAAACAGAUUUGUAAAUAUUUUCUUGAGGGGAGAUGUAUUAAGGGAGACCAAUGUAAAUUUGAUCAUGAUGCAGAGUUGGAGAAAAAAAAGGAAAUCUGCAAGUUUUAUAUACAAGGAUAUUGCACCAAAGGAGAGAAUUGCAUUUAUAUGCAUAAUGAAUUUCCUUGCAAAUUUUAUCACACUGGAGCAAAAUGUUACCAAGGAGAUAAGUGCAAAUUUUCCCAUGCUCCUCUCACUAAAGAAACAAAAGAACUUCUGGACAAAGUUCUGAAUACUGAAGAGGAACCACAAAAUGAAGAUGAAAGGGAGUUAGAAGAACUUAGAAGGCGUGGCAUUGCUCCUCUUCCUAAACCACCUCCAGGAGUUGGCCUUUUGCCAACCCCACCAGAGCAUUUUUCAUUUUCAGAAUCAGAAGAUAACUUUCAAGCAGAUCUUUCUGAUGAAUUUAAGAAAAUUCCAUCUCUCUUUGAAAUAGUUGUAAAACCUACUGUGGAUUUAGCACACAAGAUUGGGAAGAAGCCACCAGCAUUUUAUAACAGUGCCUCACCACCAGGACCACAGUUUCAGGGAAACAACCCACAUCAGCAUAUGUACAAUUCAGGGUCAAGUCCAGGUCCUGGUCCUAAUAUGUCUCAGGGACACAAUGGUCCUGCAAUGCACCCAGGUUCCCCUGGACACCACCAAUGUACAGGUCCUCCUGGCCCACCAAUGCCACAUAGCCCACCAUUGCAACCUGGUCCACCUGGAUUUUUAGGACCUCAUAAUCAAUCUGGAGGACCCAUUCAACCAGGCCCACCUUUAACUCCACCAGGUAUGAGUGGUUCCUAUAACUCAACAGGAGUCCAGGGACAUAUGAUGAACAUCACUAUGGAAAAUCAGUGUUCUUCAGGUCCAUCUUACCAGCAGGGUCCCAAUGAAAUGCAGCUCAAUGCCAACUACGAGUCCCUACAAAACCCAGCUGAAUUCUAUGAUAAUUAUUAUUCACAUCAAGCUGUACAUAAUUUUCAGACAGCCAAUAACUCCGGUGAUGCAAUGUGGCAUGGUGAAUUUGCUGAACACCAACCUCAUACCGCUCAAGACUCAUUAAACAGUGGAAGUGAGUCAGAUUGCAUUAACACGUCAGGCCAUAAAACUGGUAUAAAUGUACCAGAUUUCCUUCCUGCAAUGCAGAAAGCCCUCUUUGUAAGACUUAGUCAGAAACAUCAAGAGGAUGGAGAACCAGUUGCUCACCAAUCUCAAAGGACGUUAAGCAAGGAAGAAGAUGAUAAUGUUAACUGGUAUUCCAGUAGUGAAGAGGAAGAGGGAAGUAGUGUCAAAUCAAUAUUGAAAACUUUACAGAAGCAAACAGAGACUCUAAGGAAUCAACAACAUUCCACAGAACUUGGUACUCCUACUGAUCCAAGACUUGCUAAAGACAAAAAUACAGGAAGCCAAGCUGUUGAUCCUAGACUUAGGGCUGUCCCAAGACAAAGUGCUAGAAAACCUUUGGAUUCUGCCCCUUUUGAUCCUAGGCUUGCACGAGAUCCCAGGAAAUUAAAACUUAAUGAAAGUGGCCAUGUAAGUCCUUCUGUUGGUGGAGGAAAGUUUGACUUACACCAUACAAAUUCUGGAAUUAAAGUCAAACAAAAAGGAAUAGAUGAUGAAGAAGAAGAAACAGAAAGAGAGCUGAGAGAAAAAGCUUUCCUAAUACCUUUGGAAUCUUUACCUGGUAUAACGCUACAAGAUCCAAGGUCACAGCUUAGACAGUUCAGCCAUAUUAAAAUGGAUAUUAUCCUGACCAAACCAAACUUUGCAAAACAUAUUGUAUGGGCUCCUGAAGAUUUACUUCCAGUCCCCUUACCUAAACCUGACCCAGUUUCAUCAAUCAACUUACCUCUUCCCCCGCUUAUAGCUGACCAGAGGCUAAAUAAAUUACGUAACAUAAAUAGUGAUAUUCAUCAAAGUACAAUGCCAGCUGAUCCAAGAUUAGCAGCAAAAGCCAAAAAUACUACUACAAGAAUUGUAUACUUGGACCAACCUGGAGAAACCCAUAGUCCAGGAAAUAAAUUAGGGGAUCCUAGGUUACAGAAAAGUGUUGAUCCCAGACUUCAUAGGAUAUCCAGUACAGAAUCUCAUGGAAUUGCAAAGGAUCCUCAUCCAUCAAAAUUUGAUCCACGUUUGGCCAGACCUAGUUCUGGUUCAUCACACACUUCAGGGGCAGUAACUAAUAAAUCUGAGUCUGAUUCUCUUCCUCCCUAUGCUCCUAAACUGUUAACUUCAACUGGUGUUAGACUGGGAACACCCAGCUCUAUUCUUAGUGGCAUUAGUUUGUAUGACCCAAGAGAACAUGGUUCAUUAUCUUUAGCAGACUCAGCACUGCUUUCUUUAGGAGAGAAUGGAGAGAACCAGAAAAAAAUCAGUGGCUUGCAAAACAAUGGCAGAAAUGAGCUUUCUCCUUCAGAAGCUUUGCAGAAGACCACUCCAAAUUUGGAAAAGACUACAGAUGGGCCAGUUGACUCCCAGUCAGAUAAACAGAAUAAUACUGUUAAGACUCAGGUUAAACCUGAGCCCCCACACUCCAGUACUGCACCAGCAGUGCACAACCUUCCAAUCCAGGCUUUAACAGGAUUAAUAAGACCACAGUACAGUGAUCCGAGACAGACAAGACAGCCAGGACAGGUGAAUCAAAUGCCAGAUAAUGAUCCAAAUGGAGAAUCAGAUGAUAAAUCCCUGAAGGAUGUUUUUAAGACUUUUGAUCCAACAGCUUCACCAUUUUGUUAGUAAUUGCUUUAUUAAAAGAUUCUUUUUACUGUUGUGACUAUUGCAGUUCUCUGCUCUUUUGUAACUGGUUUACCUCUAUGCUUUAUUUAUUUUAAAAUUAUAAUUAUCAACACUUUUUCAGCUGCUAAUUCCAGAACCACAUGCAGUUAUGUGCUCUAGUGUUUGCAAAGAUGUGGUAUUUUCUACAUAUGUUUUUCAGCUUCAGGGAGACUGUAAUAAUUGACACAUAGAAACAUGUAUCACGUUAGAGCUGAUGGAAGCACUUUUCAUUGUAAAUAAAACAUCAUGAAGAACUCAACACUCAAACUGUAUAUGUGCAAGCUGUCUUUCAUAAUCAACGUUCAGUCAAAUAAUUGCCACUUUUAUAUGAUGUAUAGUUUCAAGCAAUACAGUAUAUAUUACUUUGAAACAAAUAUUUCAGAUUAAGAUCUUCUGAAUUCAUCAGGUCAAACCUGCUAACUGAAAUAUAAACAAAUGAAGUAAAAAAAACUUAAUCCUCACUUUUUAGAGCAAUUGAUGUUAGGAACAUCACUUUUAUUCAUUCUGUCAGUAUUUUUGUGUAAAUGAUAACUAUAUCAUCUAAAGCAUUUAAAAUGUCAUAUCUUUUCAAAGUAUUUUCUUCUAUACUGUAUAUAAAAAAUUGUGAAGUAUGUAACUAAAAUGUUAAAAGGUGAGAAUACCUAAGUUGUCUAAUACAAAACUUUUUAUUUAAUUGUUCACAUAAAACAAUUCUGAAUUAGUGCUAUAGGUUACAUUGUGCUGUUUAUGUAUUUCAAUGUAUUUUUGUAUUCAGCAGCUUUAUUUGUAUUGCUUUUUUGUAUUGAUGUUACUACAGUACUUGUAUUCAUCGUGUCUUCAGCAUUUUUAACAAAAUUUUUAAAAGAUAUAGUGGGAGUCUAUUAGUGACUAUUAAACUGAUAAUGUUCUAAAUGACCAGGUACCGUAUUUUUACUUAUAACUCUUGGAAAAUAGAAAAUACCUGAACCAAUCUUAUACAGAGAUUACUGAUAUAAUCAGCUGUACACAACUACCACAGAAAAACCUCUUUUAAAUCUAGCCCAGUGGGCAGUCUACCACAAAAGGGAUUAUCUUGUGUUUGAAUAUUUAAUAUUCUCAUGGUUUGUAAAUCUCCUAAAUUGAUUAGAAAUCGUAUUUUUAUAAAGCCUUGUAUUCUUGUGUAUUUAUUAUAGUGUACAAAUAAUGGCUAGCCUAUUUGUUUCAAACUUUGUCAUGCACAUAUUGUUUAGAACUGAAAAAUAAGUAUUACAUUUAUAUUCAUAUAUCCUAAACUAAAGUAAUAUGAUAGUGUUUGCUGUUAGCAAAUUCAGUAGGUAACUUUGAGAGGAGCAUUUCAUUAUAAAACAUAAUGAAAGUAAAAGUUAACUUUUUAAGCUUAGCCUAGAAAUUGGUCCUCAAAUAAAAAUGACCACUUUUGCUAAGUAAUUUUUAAAAUUACAUGGCUAAUUGUUUCUGUGGGAACCUGUCAUCUUUGUACCUAGGUACUCGGAUAAUAGCAUAAUGUCUAAUAUUAAUGCAUGUUCACUCUUUACUUUUCAUUCAUUAUUUGUUAUUAUUUGACCUGAUUACAUCUUAUACUGAAACUGAGUUGCAGUUAGAAUAACAAAUGUAUGUCUAUUCCAUAAGAAUUUUUUUUAAUGGGAGGUGCAGCACUAUAUUAUUAAGGUAUAAAUGAGAUUGCCUACUGAUUUUCUUUUGAUUGCUUGAUAGCCAUGGACAGCUCUUUUGGGUUAAAUUAAAAAAAAGUCUUUAAGCCACUGUGACGUAGUCAUCAUAUUACAAAUUCUGCCUUCCUAACUAAGGAAACAAUUGUCUAAUAAAAAAACACUCAGUAGAGGGAGUAAAAUUUAAGUCAUAUAUAUUUUUAAUAUAUAUAUAUACACACACACAUUUAUUUUUGCGUAGUUAAAAUUAAAUACUAGUUUUGCUAUAUUGAGCUUCAUGAGGAGCAUCAUUGCAUUUUUGAAACUAUUUAAUCACUUAAUAGCUAUAAUUAGUUUAUCCAUGUAUCUCAAGAAUCCUCAUAAUAUAUUUAAAUACUGCGCACAUUUUAAUAACAUAUGAAAAGAUAAUAUCUGUUCAUAUUUAAGAUAGGAUCUAAGCCAGUAGCCUUGAUUUCUAUCCUUUUGAAUAUUAGAGGACCUACCUUCUACUAAAAAGUUAUCAACAGUAAAGGUUAACAUUCAUGAAUAUAAAUAAGGUUGCUCAAUUGGUAGUUAUCGGACAUGUUGCAUAGGUAGGGUUUUGGUUACAGUUUUCAACGUAAGUGAAUAUAUUAUAUAAAGAAUGCUUUAAGUUUUAAAAUACAUCAUUUCACAUAUAAUUAGUUUUAUUGAGAUGUAUCUGGUUAAGAAAGAAAUUGCUUUCCCACACUGGCAUGUCAAAUACACUGACCAAUACAGAUAAUUUUAAUGUAUUUUUAUAUUGAUGUAACUGUAGUUCAUUAAUUGUAUUUGCGACAUUUUAAACAAAAUUAUAAAAAUAUAAAGGGAGUCUAUUAAUAGCUGUUACACUGAUAACAUUCUACAAGAACUGGCACUGUGUUUUUUAAUUUACAGCAUUGGUAAAAUAGACAAUACCUAAACUAAUCUUAUAACAGGGAUUAUGGAUAAAAUCAGCUACCAGAAAAGAAAAUUUACUCUUCUUACUUUUACUUUUCUUUUUGAGUAUUUUUAUUAAUAAUUAAGUUCCCUUAGGAAAGCAGAACUUAGAGGAUGUGAUGACUACUUUAACCUUUUUUCCUCACCAAAACUUCACAUGGAGCAAUAUUCUCUGAUGUAUAAGCCACUUACAGGGUUGAGCUAGAUAUUUAAGCCAUUAGUGUCUUGUAAAGCAAAUUAUACCCUUUUCCCUUAACAUUCAUGAAGAUUCCAGAGGCAACUAGGAAUAGGUUAUGGCCUUGGGGAAAGUCUGAUUCAGAAGUUUCUCCAUCUAUACUACUUUAUGGCAUAAUGGUUCUUUUCAUAGUUCCACACUUGUGUGCUUUAGUUUUUAUUUAGAUGGAUAUAGUUAGUUACCUGUUGUGAUCAGGAUUCUGAACUGAAGUACAAAAGAUCAUAAUCUAUUUGAACAUUGCUCUUUCUCAAAUCUGAUUUGGCUAUUGCAUAUAGCCUCAGACUUCUGUUUUUAGAAGAUUCCCCAACUUUGAACUAGUCUCAAGUCUUACCCUGAGGUCAUAGGUCUCUUCAAGCUGUAACCUUAAAGCAUUUCAUGUCCCUAGAUUCACCCCUUGCAUAGAUUCCAAACCCCAAGGUUUUUAAUAUUUUAUUUAAAAUGUAGAAUGAAACCAAAUUUCAUGGGUAGGAGUAAUGAUAUCAGGUUUUCUGAUUGCUUGCUUGAAUUUGAUCUGUUUUUGUACUGUCCUCUUUAUUUUGAGAGUAGGACCUUUGAUUAGAAAAGAAAGGUUCAUUUAAUUCACCUGUAUAAUUUUUUUUAAGGGGUAUGAUAGUGUGGCACAUCAGACUAAGAGUUUAAAAAUUAUGACUUCGUAUAUUGGUUGUAAAUGUAUUUGCCCUAAACAAAUGAAUUUAUUUUAUGUCUAUUCCUUCGUUUAUGAAAUGAAGAUUAUAUGACUGCUCACAGAUGUUGAAAGAAAUAAUAAUUAUUGUAAAGCAUUUUGUAAAUAGAAAAUCACUUUAUAACUACUUUGUAAACAUAAUCCUUCUAUACCUACUAGGAUGAAUUAAGUUGUACAACUUCGAAAGCGACUUGUGAAGUUUCAAUGGUGUAUGCUGAAAUUAUUUUAGAGUCUUCAUUCAUAUUUCUUAAAGGUCACAUUUGCCUAGUAAUUUGCUUCAUAAUUUCAACAAGUACCGGUUUCCUAAAUUAUAGUUUGUAUAAUUUAUAAACAGAAAAAAAAUCCUUGCUUCAGGGUUUUCAUUGUGUGUGUGUGUGUGUGUGUGUGUGUGUGUGUGUGUUGAAAAUGGGACAUUUAUACAAAUUUACAAAGCAUGAUACUGAGUGGUGGAGUUUUUUAAUUGCUGUAAAAGGCUGCUUCUAUGUGGUGUGCUUGGUUAAUGCAAAGUUUGUCUGAGGUAACAAGCUCAAUCGUAUUUUUUCCAUGGCUCUUAGAAACCAGCUUGUCCCAUUCCGUGCAGUACAUGACUUUCAGUGUUCAUGUGAAGCUUGUGAUAGUGCUAAGUAUUUCAGAAAGGUAAUGUCACUUAUAUCAGAAUGACCAUUUGAUCAAGCAAAGUAUUAUUGCCUCUGACAAAUACAGUGAAAGCUAUAGGUUGCUUAGAAGGUAGCAGAUUUCUUGGGCCUUUGACCUUGAGGUCUUAGAUAUGGUGGGAAAGGGUCUGCUCUAUGUAUGAUACAGGAUUCUGUUGGCAAAGCUUGUCUCUUUUCCUUGCACCUAGUUAGUGAGUUUAUUCAGUUCUUGUUAUCUGUGGAAAUGCAAAGACAGUCUCAUUAUUCAAGUGGUCUUCAAACUAUCAAGUCUCUGUGCUUCCUCCAGUAGUCUGCUUUUGUGAACAUUGCUGAAAUGUAGGUUUUCCAUGUUUUUGGCUAUUCUUUAUAAUCAACUUGCUGGAAAUGAACCUAAAGUUUUACCUGUUGAAUUUCUAGACCACUAGUGAACUGAUAAUCAGUUCAGAGAAAUCUUUGUGUAGUAAACAUAAUCCAAGUGUAGCAAAGAAGGCCCUUAAUUGAAUAUUUAAAAUUCCUUCCCUAAUGAGAGACAGUCGUUAGAAUACCUUAAUCUUUUGAAAGCUUUAUAAUUUCAUCAACUCGAUUCUCCCUCCCCAGAUGCAGAUCCAGCCCCACCACAUUCCAUGAAAUUCUGGUAGCUGAAAAUUUCAUCACUUGCUGAACGCUUUUCUGGUGAUGAGCCUCUUUGCAUUUAGACAGCCUGAUACUCAGUCAACUGCUAAGCCCAUACUUAAAGCUUCUCUAGCAUAGUAAAACCUGCUAGAGCUUGUGCUUUACUGGAAUAGCCUUUGAGAACUCAGGGUCAACUCCAUGCCACAAUGAAUCAUCAGGGUAGGACUUUAGUGGAUCCACUCUACUUCCCUACAGGUAGCUUAAUAUGUUUUACAGAACCAGUCUGAAUGGAUCCUGAUGUUCACAAAACUCCAGUAAUAAACAUCAUGGUUAGAUUUAUGGUACUUAACUAGUUGCACCCAUAGCCCUUUGGGCACUUUCUCCUUAAAGGGGUGCAAACCUAAGAAAGGGCUUUUAAUCUUUCCUCUGCUUUUAAUGCGUAUGUAGAAUAAUCUAUGUUUUUAGAUAACAAUAAAUAAAAAGCACAUUUGGAAUUAGCUUGUAAAUGGCUCAAAGACAGGAACACAUCUGCUAUACUUUGUGUAUACUCCCCCAGGAACAAGCUUAAUUCUGGCCAUAUUUUAGGUGUUUUAUAAAUGCUUAAUUGAAUGGUUUCUUAAUGCAUUAAACCCAAGAGUUAAAGUUAAGAUACCAUUUUAUUAGAAUAGUAAGGACAAAAUUAUUUUAUGGCAGCUAUAAACUCUUGAUUAUGUUAAAGGGCCAGCGACUUUGUGAAUUCUCUUCUCCAAUAAACAUAGGGCACUUUCUCCAUCCCUAUUUUCCCCAGAUAAGUAGCUUGAAUAGUGUAGGUCAUAGGGGUAAUUCAGUUUCCCCUGUAUUCUACUUUAUGGUACCACAUACCUCAGAGAGUACUGGAGUACACUAAGAUAAUAUGUGGAUGAUCGGGCAAAUCAAGUAGAUAAAAAUGACUUUUUCCCAUUGGUCUUUGAGGGUUUCUUGGUAUACACAAAAAUGAAACAACUAUAAUCAUAGAUCAUUAUUUAUUAUAAAAUAUAUCCUUUGCCUUUGUUGGGUAAUUUCCUCAAAAUUUCUCAAGGAUUUAAGCCAGUGACCUUUUAAAUUCCUUUCUUUUUGAAAAGAAAGUAAACAAUGUGUGGGUUAACUCCUUGGUAACCAGGUUUACUGGCUAGAAUAACAACAAUCAGUAUUCACAAGGAAUAGUAAUUCUCCCUUUGAAGUUUUAAAAUUCAUUAUUGCUUUUUUUGUGACUCAACAGUUUUCUAUUUUCUUUUCAACCUGAAACAUUUUCUGACUGUCAUUGCUAUUUUUAGUGAGACGUUUAUUUAUCAGAGGUAUAUGUAAAGAAAAGUGUUCAUUUUAUUCUUGGCCUCAAACUGCAUUGUCAUUUCUUGGAAUAGCAUACAACAUUAUUUGCUUUUUAGUCACUUGACAUUCAAUUUUGUGUUUUCAAGGAAAAACUAACAAGCUUGACAUGUUAACAGCUAUUAAGUGGAUUAUCAGCUUCCAUAUUUCCCUUCAUGCUCACCACUGGGGCAUUUCAUUAGUGGUUAACACCUCUACCCUGGUAACAUCUAGAGAGGAGGUGAAAUUUGCUUUUUACUUUGCUUCACUCUCAGUAGAUAUAAAGUUUACUGUGAUAUAGUUAGAAGUAAGCCAAAAUCUGUAUUUUGAAUUAUCCAUGUAUCUUCACUACCACCAAUAUUUGAGAAUUGGUUGUGUAGUAUGUUGAAGCUUUUUGGGCGGGUCGGGGAAAGAAACACAGGAUACACAUGUGAAAAUAAGCUACAUAUGGGAUAAGUAUUAUUACCAGAGUUUUCAUCCAUCUCUUAUUAGCAUUUGCACUUCAAAUGCUUAAGAGGGAAGUCAUGUGACUUGAGAGAUUUUUCACAUAAUGGAAUGGCAUUCCUUGUUAAGAGUGACAAUCACAAAAGUCAUUCAAAAUACCAAAUUGCCCUAGUUCUUGAUAUUUGUAUUCCUUCAAAAACUUUGAAAGGGUUUACAUGUACAAUUCCACAAUAGUGGGUUUGGGUUUGUUUUUCUUGUUUUGAUCUGUCAGUUUUUCCAGGAUCCAAAUGUAUUAAUGUCUUUUGUGGCUUGGGAUAUAGUGGGGGUGUUUAGACUCAUGAUAGGCUAUUUCUCUGCCAGUUUCAUGAGCAUAAUUUUUUGCUAUGCAAAACCCAAGUUCCUCCACUUCAGUAUUAGGUAUUUCUGACAUUCUACUAUCACUAUUUGGGUUCCCCAAACUAUCAAAUGCUGGACCCCUAUUACCACUUACAUUUCUCUUUAGGGGUUUUUAUUGAUUGCACCCUUGUGAACUGAUAACUUUUGGGUAUUCAGAAGCAAUUACCAUUUGGUUUUGACACUUGUUGACAUUGGUAACAGGCCAUUUUGCUACUUCUGACCUAACUGAAGGCAUAUUCAUUUGACUACAUCAGGGAAAACUUCUGUUUUCUCCUCAUUCACUGUUUCCCGGUUGCAUCUUGUUCUGUUCCAAGUUUCUGUAAUUUCUUCCCGUAACACUUUCCAUUGUCUGACUUGAAAUAAAGUGAUUUCUAAUCUC